Molecule: messenger RNA, 1101 nt
Organism: Ectocarpus siliculosus
Lineage: Eukaryota; Phaeophyceae; Ectocarpales; Ectocarpaceae
Source: the annotation of a GenBank genome assembly
AUGGUGAUAUCUCUCACCACCAGGAAACACAUCGAUAGCCAGCGGACGGACCCCAACCCGUCGGCCUUGGCGUCACCGGCUAAGGACGUUUCACUCCUGUUCGACCUCAUGCCAGACUUCGUCAGCGAAGAGGAAGCGGCACGCUUCGAGACGCUUGAGGAGGGAUCGGGGGAAGGGCUCCGGAGGGACGCUCGAGAACUCACUCUCGUCUUGGCUCGGUGCUUCCGGCUACCUCGCUUAGACUCGUCAUCCGAGAACAAGAUCAACCGACAAACGUUGAAGAGGUCGUUUGGCCGGAGGGUCACGGCCUUUAAGGAGGCCAUCGCUCACGGGUCGCGGCACUUCGAGCCUAAUCCAUCAAACACGGCAGUGUUGGCGCCACCCGGCUACGGAGAACAACCGUUUCUGUCCGUUAGCGGAACCGAAACGGUGUUUUCGCUCCAGACAUGGCGAGAUUGGCUUGGAGGCGAGACCGAAGCUGGAGAUAACGCCGAUGAUGACGGUCAGGAGAAGGUUGCGGGGGGGGGCAACCAGGGUGCGAGGGGGGGCAAGCAGAAGGCGAAGCACGGGCAGCAGAGGGUUUUGGCGUCCUACGUGGCCUUUUUCAUCGUAGAUUGGUUCUUGGAGCCGCUUAUGAAAAAGCACGGACUUCCGCCAAGGACGGAAAGAUUUCGGGGCCUUAUUGCCGCUGUCCGUGGAGGAGGCCACAACACCAACAUGGACGAAAUCCUUGGCGGGAUUAAGUUCCGGAGUUUCAACUUCCUCGACAAGGAGAGGAUUGAGAUUCUGAGAAAUACAGCAGGCGCCGGGGCGAAGGCCGGGGCGAAGGCCGCUGGUGCUGCACCAGGCAACGACGAUGACCAAGACGAAGCGGGGACAAGUCGCACCAGGAGGAGCAGGAGAAGGACACCGCCAAGAGCAGGAAAAGCGGCUCGAAGAAAGCAGAUGGCAAGCGCAGACGUUCUAAAAGCAAGGACCGGAUCAGCGGCGCCAGGGACAAUGACGAGGUGGCCGCAGAAAAACAAAACAACAAGACGGUGGACAAGGACCGGAGGAGAACGACCACCAAGGAAGGGGGCGCGGAGGGGAGUACCGCCAUAG